AUCAGCAGGUCCCUUUCCACCUUGUACCCUUCUUGUCCCCAUGGAAGUGAGGAUAUCCUCCCCUCAGGUGUCCUCCAGGAACACCUGGGCUGCAUCACUCAGGUGUACACCUCCAUCACUUAGGAACCAGAGCAUAGGAAUACAACAGGCCACUCCAGAGAUCUCCAUUGCUUACCAAGUCCUAAAGGUGUACCCCCGAGGCCGCCAAGUACGCAUCACAUGCAACGCAUCCCAGGCACCGCCGCCUGUCACCUAUUCUCUCUUGGCCAGUCGGGACAUGCAGGUGGACAAGAAGGUGAUGGACACCCACAAGCCAGCCUCCUUCAACAUCAACAUCACGCUAAAGUCCAGCCCAGACCUGCUCACCUACUUCUGUCAGGCGGCCUCCUCCUUGGGUGUCCACGGGCCCAGCGCCAGGCUGCAGAUGUAUUGGGAGCUGUGGGCCAAGCCAGUGUCCCAGGUGCAGGUUGAUUUCACCCUGCAGGACAGAGAGUCAGGCCCCAGGGCGGAGAUGUCCUGCCAGGCAUCCUCGGGCAGCCCACCCAUCAGCUAUCUCCUGGUGGGAAAGAACGGGCGCGUCUACAUGCAGCAGAGGCCGCACCAUGGGCAGCCUGCCAACUUCCAGCUGUCCGGGAUGUGGGGCUGGUUCCAGUGCCAGGCUGAGAACAGUGUCAGUGUCCAGAGCAGUGCCUUCAAGUUGGUGCCCCCGGCUGCCCCUGGUACCCACCAGCGUGCUGGCCGGCAGCCUCUUCACCAUUGCAGCCAUCACCUGCUGGAUGGUCCGGACCAGGGCACUGAUGCUCUAGGCACAAUAAAACUCGCAGAGGUCCCGGCAGGGGUGAGCCUGCUGACCUGGUGCAUCACCUCCUUUGCAACCAAGGCUGUGACCAGAAGACACAGGCUUGCAGAGUCCUCUGGGAGUGCUUCAAGACUUGCCUUCCAGCCCUGUGGAAGGCCCCACCACUGGAAUGAAGAAGAGCCUCUGGAGGGAGGAGAUGGGGAGACAUACGUCUGAGGACUCAAAGUGGCAGAAAUUGUACUGCAGGUGGGGCUUGUACUGAAUGAGCUUUUAGCUGCUCUUGCCACAAAAACAAAACAAUAGGUGUCUGACAAGAUGGAUGCGGUCAUUUGUUUCACUAUAGCAGCCUUUUAAGUAUCUCUGUGUUCCUUUAACACCGUGUUGUAUACCUUAA
Messenger RNA from Castor canadensis (American beaver), 1193 nucleotides. NCBI's taxonomy places the organism in Eukaryota, Metazoa, Chordata, Mammalia, Rodentia, Castoridae. The record is from RefSeq and is a predicted model, not a curated record.